UCGACGCAAUAUAUAGACCUGUCGAUUGACCAACACGGAAUACUCGAUUUUAAAUAGAGUUUCUCGUAUUCGUCUCUCGACAGAGUUAUUGGCUACCUGUAGAGAAGUGAAUUCAAACGCUAAGAAUCAAAAUGCACUCAAGUCGGAGCCCUCUGUUGGCAGUUAGAGGAAUUUCUUCCACUUGGACCAGUGUGUCGCUUUUAGCUGAUAUCAGGUAGUUUAGCUUAGCUGUUGCCAACCAUGAAGACAGCUGGUGAGUGGGGCCUUCUGAGUCCCGAUGGCACUCUGCACAAACUAUGUGAGCCAAAUUUUUUUGUGGGAAGAGACGAUCAGAUGGAUUUGAUUCUGAAGUCAAGAAGUGUGGAUAAACAGCAUGCUGUGAUCACAGUGAAUACACAGAACAAAGAGUACAAGUUACAUGAUCUUGAAACUUUGAAUGGUACAUUUGUAAAUGAUUCAAGAGUAAGACAGUUUCCGGUUGACUUGAAGCUGAGAGACAACAUUCGUUUUGGAUAUGACUCAACAACUUUCCGUGUGGAACCAUGUCCUCACAGAAAUGGACACUCAAUUUCCAGUGAUGACAAAAAUUAUAAGAGGCAGCACCUUGAUGAAAAUGAACAUUCAUCGGAAAUGGUGUGGGAGCCUCCUUCUGAGAGGAAACUUUCUAUCCAAUCAGCCACCCAGCAAACUAAUCCAGAUGAAGAUGGUUGUCGAUCUGGGACUCCAGACCAAGAUGUUCUUAUGUACCAUGGUGUUCCUUCGCCUCAUUCUUCCCACUCUCCCCUCUCUCCUCACUCUCAAUACCACCCACCCUACCCCCACUAUCCCUACAUGACACCAAUGUAUCACCACCCUCCCCCUGUGAUGUGCCAUUUCCCGUCAUGCACCGGACAUAGGUUACCCGUUCACUCUCCCCACGGUGGUACCCCUAUGGGAAGGUUUGUUCAUCAUCAGGUCGGGUCACAUGCGAACUGGGCCCAUGGGCCAGCAGCAGUGGCGGGGUUUCAAGUCAGACCGAGAAUACAAAGGCCUCUCCCUGUUCCUGCUGAGAAACAUGAAAUGCUUGUAAAGGGCAGCCCCCUGUAUGGACAGCCCCCUUGGUGGGGUUGGGGGUCCUCAGACGAAGAAAUCUACAAUUACCCGAACACUGCCACUCUCCUGGAGAGGGGUGACGAUCAACAGACUCUUGCUUUGAGAAAGAAGAAACUCUCUAAGAAGAACGCGGUUGAAAUGGCGCAAAGGAGACACAGCAUUGGGACUGUAUCGGUGUUGGCUGAGUCAAGAGCGAGGAUUGUCACAACUAGGACUUCUAAAAACCCCGAGAAGGACCAAGCGAUGAAGCAACGAGAGGAAUUUGUUGUCUUUGAGAAGCGGUCGUCUCUGCCAGGGCGGGGUUAUAAUGAGCAGUUAUCUCCUGUGUUUGAAAAUUCUACCAGUAGAGACUGGCAAAUGCCAAAUGCACUGAACGAACCGGGAAAGCUUGAUUCGACGUCAACUGCGGAGAGUUCUCCAGAUGACGGAAGCGAACUGCACUCAAGACUCGGGUCUUCGUACGAAAUUCCUCACAUACCGGACUAUGAUGAACUCCCAGAAAGGCCUGUGAGUCUGAAAAGUGAUAAGGGUAAAGUAGCAUCCCAAGAUGCAACACGGAAGGGUUCAGCAGAGAAACAAGAGAGGAUUGUGAGGAAAAAACCUACCAGUAAAAUUAAAAAGAAAAUUGUUUCCAUGGAUGUCCCGGCAAAGAGCGGAAAAGCAUUGUCAGGGUCCAGAAAACAUUCAAGUGAUACCAGCGAGUCUGAAUGUGAGCCAAGCGCACAUCCUUCACGCCGCUCGGGCUUAGCGGUUGCAACUACCCCUUCAUCCCUUGGCGUGUUUGGUCUGACGGAGGUGACGCUCGGUGAUUCCGAUAAACGAGAGACGCUUUCGCCAGCCCCUCUUCCAAGCUGGGUAAAACAGUGGACGAACUCUAAAAACGGUCGUGAGAGCGCUUCAGUUAAUCCAGUCGAGAUCAUCGAUUCAUCGAGUACGGCUGAAGAGUCUGCCGAAAGCUGUGCUAUGUCUUCGUCGAGUCACAUCCCAGUUCCUAUCGAAUCUGAAAAUGCUGAAGAGAAGACCAAACCCAUCAAAAGCGUUGCGUCACCGAGUUUAAGCAGACCAAGGUCGGCAACAUCGAGAACGGCAUCGUCUGGCGUAUUACGGAGCCAAAGCAUGUCUGCCGCCAAUAUCUCCUCCUCUCCGAAGACAACGUCCUUCCCAAGAGUUGCACGAAGCAAGACCAUGUCCGCUGUCGUGCGGCGGUCGUACCCGACUGCUGCAAACGAAUCAGAGAAGAGAGCCGGCGAUAGUGCUCGGGGGAGGGCUGUGAUAAGCAGUACUUCAGAUGAUAGCGAUGUGGAAUCAAGCGACGCCUCACAGACGAGACAGGCCAAAGAAUCGCGAAGGAAAAGCGACGAGUCCGAUAAGAAGGGAGUUCAGCUUAUUCCUGAGAAGGAGGGAAAGCGUCCUUUGUCAGCCCCUCGCCCAAACAAGACAGCUAUGUUGAGAGCGCACAACAGUCGAGAAGCUGUGAAGAAUAGCGGGUUUAAGAGCAAGACUCCAGUAUCGGCGAAAGCGAGGACUGCUAAGAGCUCAUCGCCGAACAAUGGAAAUACAAGUGAGUCUUCGCCUUCUGCGAGAGUGUGGAGUCCAAGUGUAAGAAGGUCGACAAAGUCCUCUUCGGGCGAUAGUAUCCGUGAGGUAGAGGAGAAUGGUACCAAUUGAAGCUCGCCAGCUAGCGAUGACAUCACUCAGGAGGCGAUAGAUCAGGUUUUUUCUUCGGGCGCAGUCCAGCAACUUCCAGAGUCACUUCAAAUGAAGCGGGAUGAUAAUGUCAACAAGACGUUUGUACUCGAUGAUGGCAAUGAGGACAAUUCCGUUUCAUCUCCUGAAGGCACGUCCAUACAAGCAUGGGUCGACAAAGUCGCUAGUAGUGAAAACGUCCUUGAAUGUAAUGGUGUCGUUACAAGAAACACUGCACCAACCUCUCCGUCUCGUGAAGAACCAACGAAGAUAAGACUGGAAACAACCGACGCGAAAGGAAUUAGCUUGCGUAGUAAGCUUAUACCAUUUGCACCCUUCUUGGAAAACUUGUCAUAUACACCCCCCGUCUCAGACCUACCUUUUGAACCUCCCAGUGACUCAGCCGAAGACACAUCCGGGGGGUCUCGUUGUUCUACAGCAGAAAGUAGGCCCAUUUCACCGGAGUCAGCGUUUUCGACUGUACCUGCUGCCUCCCCCUCGCCUCCUUUGACUCCGAGUUCUGCUGCAAAGAAAGCGUUUGAUUUUAAGGGGGGAGCAGCAUCUUCACAAAGCCGGAGGCAGUGGGGUGUCACUGACAAGCCUGUUGAGGAUCUGAUGUUGUCCUCUAUUCACGCAUUCUCCGUAGAGUUACGGCUGGCUUCGGAAUCCGUGCUGUGUAAAGUGAAAACUCUUUAUGAUGGAAGCGAAGAGCUGAACGGGACGUCAAGAUCAAGGACGGAUUCUGAUGCUAAACAGGAAUCCCAGAGUGCUAUUCCUGAUUGGAAGAGUUCUCACGCGGAGAUAGCUGGGAUAUUUCGAAACUUGCGAAAGGUUGAGCUUCGCCUUCGCACGAUGGAGCAGGCCUUGUCUAUCAUGUGUGUAGCAGCUCAACGGGAUCCUAAUCAGUCUUUCCAAGAGAGGAAAGUUUCAAUGGUGGAAACGUCUAGCUUGGCCUCAGGCCAAAAAUGGAGAGAGUUUAAAAUUAAAGCUCGCCGGAAUUCUUGGGCGGUGGAACACAGAAACCAGUUUCCAGUCCCACCGGCGGAAUCUGAUGAGGAGGACGAGGACACAACGUGAUUGGGUUAAAUGAUAAAGCACUGGGAAAUGAACCAGAGAAUUCAGUCCCAUUGGGAAAGAAGUGUAAAAUGUGCGAAUGGCCACCGCCAUCCUCUACCUGUCUUAUUAUAAUUUUCCCAAUUUCGUCGAUUUUCACGAGGAUUUCAGUUGGCAACGAAAAUUGUUUUGAGUAGACAGGUUUACUUUUCUGUGAAGAAAGAGUUUGUCCUUCAAUAUCCUACGAAAUUUGCAUUACUCAGGCGUGGUAGAAUUGUAGCUGUGAAUUUGUUUUUACAAAAACUUCUUGCAGAAAUUAAUUUGUACAUUUGCUUUUUUCGACGAAGCGAAUUUCGUUCCUUUCUGUGUUGAACAUAGGAAUGUUCUUGUACUCACUCUCUAGAAGCCAAACGAACGAUGAAUGUAAAUGUAUGAAAGAAAAUUGUAAAAAUUUAAAUUGCUACUUAAUGCACAUAAAUCAUGGAUAUACAAAGUGAAGACUAUGUGCGGAAUAAAAAAAUCCAACUCUUCAGAA
Molecule: messenger RNA, 4366 nt
Organism: Stylophora pistillata
Lineage: Eukaryota; Metazoa; Cnidaria; Anthozoa; Scleractinia; Pocilloporidae
Molecular function (GO): protein binding
Source: RefSeq, a predicted model, not a curated record